Molecule: messenger RNA, 1715 nt
Organism: Postia placenta MAD-698-R-SB12
Lineage: Eukaryota; Fungi; Basidiomycota; Agaricomycetes; Polyporales; Adustoporiaceae
Exons: 10
Coding region: 32-1579 (515 amino acids)
Biological process (GO): ATP metabolic process; proton transmembrane transport
Cellular component (GO): proton-transporting V-type ATPase, V1 domain
Molecular function (GO): ATP binding; proton-transporting ATPase activity, rotational mechanism
Source: RefSeq, a predicted model, not a curated record
GUAACUCCUGUGCUCCCUAAUUGCUUUGAGUAUGGUUGCAGACCCGCGAUUGAGCGAUGGGGAGCUCGCUGCUAUCAAUGCUGCUGCAGUGACGCGGGAGUACACGGUCCAGCCGCAUCUGGACUACCGAACUGUUUCUGCAAUCAAUGGUCCUCUUGUUGUGCUUGAUAACGUCAAGUUCCCUUCCUACAACGAGAUCGUGCAGCUCACGCUUCCAGAUGGAACGAAACGCGGUGGGCAGGUGCUUGAGGUACAGGGCAAGAAGGCCAUCGUGCAGGUGUUCGAGGGAACGUCAGGAGUUGAUGUGAAAGCCACGCACGUCGAGUUCACCGGAAGCAGCAUGAAAUUGCCCGUCGCGGAAGACAUGUUGGGCCGGAUAUUCAACGGUUCAGGUCUACCUAUAGACCAGGGUCCAAAAGUGUUUGCGGAGGACUAUCUGGACAUCAACGGUUCUCCAAUCAACCCAUAUUCUCGCAUAUACCCUGAGGAGAUGAUUCAGACCGGUAUCUCCACCAUCGACACGAUGAACUCUAUUGCGCGUGGACAGAAGAUUCCGAUCUUCUCGGCUGCUGGUCUACCCCAUAACGAAAUUGCGGCACAAAUCGUGCGACAAGCCGGACUCGUCAAGCGACCAACGAAGGACGUGCAUGAUGGGCAUGAGGAUAACUUCUCUGUCGUCUUCGCGGCUAUGGGUGUGAACAUGGAGACAGCGCGUUUCUUCAAGCAAGACUUCGAGGAGAACGGUAGUCUAGAUCGUGUCACCCUAUUCCUUAACCUCGCCAACGACCCCACGAUCGAGCGAAUCAUCACACCUCGUCUCGCGCUCACGACUGCGGAGUACUAUGCUUACCAGCUUGAAAAACACGUCCUUGUUAUCUUGACCGACAUGUCGUCAUAUGCGGACGCUUUGCGAGAGGUUUCCGCUGCGCGAGAAGAAGUCCCAGGUCGCCGUGGAUAUCCAGGUUAUAUGUACACCGACCUUUCCACAAUCUACGAGCGUGCAGGGCGUGUGCAGGGUCGGAAUGGCUCUAUUACUCAGAUCCCCAUUCUGACAAUGCCGAACGAUGAUAUCACACACCCGAUUCCUGACUUGACAGGUUACAUCACGGAGGGCCAAAUCUUCGUUGAUCGUCAGUUGCAUAACAGGCAGAUCUACCCGCCAAUCAACGUGCUCCCCUCGUUGUCACGAUUGAUGAAGAGUGCUAUUGGUGAGAAGCUCACGCGGAAGGAUCACGGAGAUGUUUCAAAUCAACUGUACGCCAAGUAUGCCAUCGGACGUGACGCCGCGGCAAUGAAGGCUGUCGUCGGCGAGGAGGCGUUGUCACCGGAGGACAAGUUGGCGCUGGAAUUCCUGGACAAGUUUGAACGCGGAUUCGUGGGACAAGGGGCGUACGAGUCGCGGACCAUCUUUGAGUCGCUAGACCUUGCGUGGAGUCUCCUGCGCAUUUUCCCCAAGGAGCAGCUGAACCGUAUCAAUCCGAAGAUCAUCGCAGAAUUCUAUGGACGCAAAGCGAAGAAGCCGACGGACGAUGUCCAGACAAACGGCAAGGCAGGCGAGAAGCUUAUUGACGAUGAGUGAAGGACCUUUUUACACUGCAUACAUUGUACCUGCAUAGCUGUCGCGAUGCAAUCUCAUGACCACACAUGAUGAUGCGGCAUGUUCGGGGUGAGAAGGAUGUUUGUCGCCAUAAUGAAAUAUCCGAUUUCGUGACGUC